AUGGCCACCACAUCGCUACUUGAUCUGCCGGACGAGCUCAUUCACAACAUCUUCGCCCACUUGAACGCAUCCUCGGCCACCAAGUUUGGACAAAGCUCGAAACGCCUAUACAAGAUCUCGAAUACCGCCUCACUAUGGCGUCGCUGGUGUCGCCAAGGCUGGAACUACUGGGAAGAGCAAGAGGACAGACCCAUCCCGGACUACAAUCUUCACUCGCAGACUGAGUGGAAACAGGCAUACGCCAACAAGGUCACGCAGGAUAAAGAGACUCUGGCUAUCUUCAACGACCUUCUAAGCACGCAGCAGAACCGCAUGGCACGCAUGCACGAGAUUGUUGAACUUUACUCAUACGACGCCAAAGAUAUGCUGGUGGCCCAGCUUAGCACGCCUGACGACGCCGACGACGUUCUCGCCCGCCGAUACUGGAGUGGCGUUACUUUNGAGCUGCUACAUCGCUUCAAGGCUGUUCAGAUAUGGGACAAGAUGCAGUGGCAGGACUACCCACCACUUGAAGAAGCUUUGGGCGCCUUCGACCUGUUUAUCCAAGGCAGUGGCAGUGAUUUCGAGCUGUCUAUCCUGAAGAAAGAGUUGGACGAUAUUGCUCAUGCUAUUCAAUCUUCCGACCCGGAUUGGCGCGACAAGAGCCACACCGAUCAGGCCAUCGCCGUCUCCAAGUACCUGAGAGAACACCGCCUCGUCGGUUGCUCACCUGAAACCUUCAGCCUCAUGCGAUACCGUUUUCUCACUCACGUCUUGACACACCCCACCGACAAGUCUUCUAUUCCUAUGCAAUCAGUAGUCAUCUUCUGCUGUGUAGCUAUGAGACUUGGCAUCAAAGCCUGGCCUUGCAAUUUCCCAGGCAAGAUUCAUGCCGUCAUUGAGUCGCCGUAUGGUCCAUCCAUCAAAGAUACGCGCGCCACCCACAAGCUUCCUGACGGUGUCGUCUGGAUGAACCCAUUCGAUCACGACGAGAUCAUCACGGAGCAAGCCAUGCGAGACAUGCUCAGUCAGAUGCCACAUUACAACACACCAGAAAGCCAAUACUCAUGCUUGACGCGAGCUCACACCCGUGCUUUGGUGCUGAGAACUGGUGUUAAUAUUAUCGGAUCCAUGCAAUUUCACAGACCAUCUCCAGGCUGGGAGACCCCUAAUAUCGCCUUUUGCGCAUUGUGGAGCCUCAUCUCUAUGAGCCAGGUCGACGCCACCAAGAAUCGCGAUCUGUAUGGACGCCAUCAACAUUGGCUGAGCCAGAUAGUAAAUUGGUUCGAGGGUUAUGUUCAGGAUGGACUCUGGCUUGACGAUGCUGUGCUCUUUGAGCGCUAUGUUCUGCCUCUCAUCGAUGGAGUGGAAGCAAGUGCCAGACUCUCACAGAUUCUGCAACAGAUCCGAAUUGCAGAUUCCAAUGCAAAUCCCAUCACUCCUCGUGAUGAGCGUACACAGCUGGUCAAGUACAAAGUCGGACAAAUUUUCAGACAUGUCCGUUAUGGUUACGUAGGUGCAAUCAUUGGAUGGGAUCCUAGCUGCCAGGCUGGCGAGUUCUGGAUCCAAAANUGCGAGGACGAAUCUUUGCGUUAUGUUGCCGAGGAGAACAUCAUGGUUCUUGAAGAAGAGCCAUCCGCAAACUUGCUGAAACUCGCUGGUCGCUACUUCAAACGUUGGGACCAAGAGAACAAGGUCUUUGUCAGCAACAUCAAGGACGAGUAUCCUGAUGAUUGA
This is a messenger RNA of Aureobasidium musti, 1716 nucleotides long. The record is from the annotation of a GenBank genome assembly. NCBI's taxonomy places the organism in Eukaryota, Fungi, Ascomycota, Dothideomycetes, Dothideales, Saccotheciaceae.